AUGGAGCAACUGCAGUAUAUCUGUAAUGAAUUAUCUGACAAAAAUGAAAUAGAUAUCAUAAAAAGAUACGGUAGCAACGCAAAACGCUAUACAGUGACACUGUUGAUACUUGUUGUACUCGCAAUACCCGUUUUUAUUUUGUAUCAACUUUGGCCACUUAUAUGUGAUAUUCUGUUUCCCAUAAAUGAGACUCGACCUCUAUCGUUGCUGUUUAUAACUGAAUACUUCGUUGAUCAAGAAAAAUACUAUUACUUAAUUUUGAUACACGCAAACGCAGCCACUUUCAUAGGAGUAAUCGCAUUGAUAGCGACCGGAACAAUGUUCAUAGCUUAUCUAUUGCUUGCAUGUGGAAUGUUUCGAAUUGCCAGUUAUCGUAUCGAACGAGCGAUGGCAAUUGAUAUGCUACACAAAAACAGCUUAGAAAAGAAAUCUCCGAUUUAUAAGGGAUUAAUUUGUGGCGUUGAUAUGCAUCGUAAGGCUAUGAAAUUUUCCGAUUUGUCAAUAUCCAAAUUUAAAGUAAUGUUCUUUCUUAUGUUGGUGGUAGGCGUGAUAUGUACAGCCAUCAAUUAUUUUCGGUUUACAAUAUUUCUGACUUCAAAAUGUACUUCGAAUCUUCUCAUUAAUGUCCUUUCUUCUACAUUAUUUUACAUUGUACUUAUAAUUAAAUAUGGUUCAUUUAGCAUGAACAUUAAAGUCAUAAAAGAUUUGCUGGAGCAAAUUCAAUAUAUCUGCAAUGAAUUAUCUAACGACGAAAUUGAUAUUAUGAAAAGAUAUGGUUGCAACGUAAAACAUUACACAAUUACAUUGCUACUACUUGUCAUAUUCGUAACAUGCGUUUUCAUUUUGUAUCCAUUUUGGCCACUUCUAUCGGAUAUUCUGUUCCCCAUAAAUGAGACUCGAUCUCAUCUAUCGUUGUUGUUUAUAACUGAAUACUUUGUCGAUCAAGAGAAAUAUUACUAUUUAAUUGUGAUACACGCAAACGCAGCUACUUUCAUAGGAACAGUAGCAAUGUUAGCAACAGGAACAAUACUCAUAGCUUAUCAACUACUGGCAUGCGGAAUGUUUCGAAUUGCCAGUUAUCGUUUUGAACAAGCGAUGACAAUUGAUACGCUACAUAAAAACAAUUUGGAGAAGAAAAUUUUGAUUUAUAAAGGAUUAAUUUGUGGCGUUGAUAUGCAUCGUAAAGCUAUGAAAUUUUCGGAUCUGUCAGUAUCUAAAUUUAAAGUAAUGUUCUUUCUUAUGAUAAUCGCUGGUGUAAUGUGUACGGCUAUCAAUUAUUUUUUGAUUUUUCAGAUGGUUUCGUUUGGAUUUAAUAUCGAGAAGUUCUUUUUGCCUGUGAUAUUUGCACUUGUCCACACUUUAUAUUUGUUUAUUGGUGGUCAGAUUGGGCAACAAAUUAUAGAUCACAAUAAUGAUGUACUUGACACCGUAUACAACAUUCGAUGGUACAUUGCUCCUCUACAAAUUCAGAAGAUGAUAUUGUUUCUCUUGCAAAAAGGCUGCAAGGUUUUCAAUUUAAAUAUUGCUGGAUUAAUUGUUGGAUCUUUUGAAGGUGUCGCUACAUUAAUGAGUACUACAUUAUCGUAUUUUACCGUUCUUUACUCUACGCAAAAUAAAUGA
This is a messenger RNA of Pogonomyrmex barbatus (red harvester ant), 1620 nucleotides long. RefSeq lists its product as uncharacterized. Gene Ontology annotation, cellular component: plasma membrane. NCBI's taxonomy places the organism in Eukaryota, Metazoa, Arthropoda, Insecta, Hymenoptera, Formicidae. Gene Ontology annotation, molecular function: olfactory receptor activity; odorant binding. The record is from RefSeq and is a predicted model, not a curated record. Gene Ontology annotation, biological process: sensory perception of smell; detection of chemical stimulus involved in sensory perception of smell.